UGGCUUGCUGACUCCCCGGGGAGUUAUCCACCUCCCACCCCUCAUUGCCCCUCACCACUGGUGGAUGCCAAUUCCUCUGUGAUCAUUAUACAUACUCCUUCCGAAUGACACAACCACGCAAGACUAUCGCCAUAGUCAAUGCGACUGGGCGCCAGGCGGCUUCAUUGAUCCGUGUCGCCUCCGCCGUCGGAUAUGCGGUUCGCGCUCAGGUCCAUUCGCUCAAAGGCAUCAUCGCGGAGGAACUGCAGAGUCUCCCCAAUGUGACUCUGAUCCAAGGUCCCUUGCUCAACAAUGUCGAGCUCAUGGACGACCUCUUCAGGGGCGCCAGUCUGGCCUUCAUCAACACAACUUCGCAGGCGGGCGAUGAGGUUGCUAUUGGUCGUGCCCUAGCAGAUGCCGCAAAGCGGGCGGGUACCAUCCAACAUUACGUCUACAGCAGCAUGCCAGAUCACUCAGUACAUGGUCCCUGGCCUAGCCUCCCGCUCUGGGCGUGCAAAUUCACCGUCGAGAAUUAUGUCCGGCAGCUAGGGCUACCAGCGACGUUUGUCUACGCCGGCAUCUACAAUAACAACUUCACCAGCUUGCCAUACCCUCUCUUCCAGAUGGAGCUACAACCAGACGGCAGCUUCGAAUGGCGGGCACCUUUCCAUCCGGAUAUACCACUACCCUGGCUGGACGCAGAGCAUGACGUUGGCCCAGCUGUCCUGCAGAUCUUCAAGGACGGUCCAAAGAAAUGGCACGGCCAUCGGAUUGCCCUGACUUUCGAGACUCUGUCUCCAAACCAAGUAUGUGCGGCCUUUUCGCGCGCACUCAACCGAAGAUGCCGCUAUGUGCAGGUACCAAAGAUCGAGAUCAAGGUGCCCAUCCCAGCUGGCUACAAGGAACAGCUGGAAGGGAUCGAGGUGCUGUUUGGCCAACUCAAUGCCCCGUAUUUCCCCCAGGAAGAAUUCACCCGUCCAGCCGCUGGAUCACCCAAGGGACUGGGCCCGUUUGGUGGAAAGGGUGCAGGAGCAGGCAUGAUGCAGGGCCCAGGAGGAGUGAUCUCGAUGCGACUAACAGAUGAGGCGCGCCAUCUCUGGCAGGGCUGGCGGGACAUGGAAGAGUAUGCAAGAGAGGUCUUUCCGGUGGAGGAAGAAGCAAACGGCUUGGACUGGAUGUUAUGAGUCGACCUUGGUCCACCGUUUCCUUUUUUUUGCAACAUAUGACCGCCUGUCGCCGGACGCGUGUCACUGCUGAGUGCUGAACCGCGUGCCGCAACUUUUUUGCGCGACAGGCUGUACGGCGUGCUUCGGCUGCGACUCC
Paecilomyces variotii is the source of this 1302-nucleotide messenger RNA. RefSeq names its product nitrogen metabolite repression regulator NmrA. The coding region runs from base 105 to 1163 and encodes 352 amino acids. The transcript is spliced from 2 exons. Lineage: Eukaryota; Fungi; Ascomycota; Eurotiomycetes; Eurotiales; Thermoascaceae. The record is from RefSeq and is a predicted model, not a curated record.